AUGAAAGAUUCUUCAGUUGCUGCAACAUCACCUGCACCGGCAAGUCCAACUACGAAUAAAGAGAAACCAACAAUCAAUCAUGUUUUUCGUGAUACACGCUCUGAACUUGCACAACUUUUGAAGAAGAAAGAAGAAAUUGAAAAAUCUCUAUCGGAUAUUGAAGAACAAAUUUAUGCUUUCGAAACAAGUUAUUUAAAACAAACACAAGAUACCGGGAACUGUAUUCGCGGAUGGAGCAGUUGUUUGACUAAUGGAAAUGGAAAUAACAAUUCAAAUGAUAAAUCAGCAAAGUUUCGUGAAUCUGAUCGACUAUUUUCAUAUUCCUCUGCUACGUCAUAUACCUUGCUUGGUCGUGAUCGACUUAAACGUGAACGAGAAAAAGAACGCCGGAAAAACAUUCGUAAACAUCGUGAAAUAAUGCAAGAAUUAUCAACAAAUAAGAAAAACACUAGUAUUGUUUCUGAAAAUAAUACGCAAUUGACUCAACCGAUAAAUGAUGAAGGUGAUGAAGAUAUUGUGGAUGAAGAUGAAAGUACAACGAGCAGCGAAAAACCUCCAUCACGAUCAAUGACAAAUACAUCUACAUCGAUUGUUUCUGAAAAUAAUACGCAAUUGACUCAACCGAUAAAUGAUGAAGGUGAUGAAGAUAUUGUGGAUGAAGAUGAAAGUACAACGAGCAGCGAAAAACCUCCAUCACGAUCAAUGACAAAUACAUCUACAUCGAGUAAAAGAAGAACAAAAAGCAAAAGUUUACGAAAUAAACGAGCCCUAUCCGAUUCAAGUCAACAUUCAGAAUCAUGA
Messenger RNA from Rotaria socialis, 801 nucleotides. NCBI's taxonomy places the organism in Eukaryota, Metazoa, Rotifera, Eurotatoria, Philodinida, Philodinidae. The record is from the annotation of a GenBank genome assembly.